AUGCGGGAGUUGGCCAUGACCCAACGAGACUUGGGUACAGUCAAGACUGAGCGCGAUCGCCUCACGGCCCAACUUUCGGAUCUCAAGAGUCAGCACGAUCGGCUUAAGUCUGAGCUCGCCGAUCGAGAUGCCGAUCGUGGCCGAUUCUCCCAGAAAAUAAGUGCAUUGGAGGUAGAGCGCGAUCAGGCACUCCAGUCGAAAAAUUCGCUCUUCGCUCGCUUGACAGAGGUGGUCGCCAGUGUUUCUCCAAGUGUUCUGCCUGCACCUGCCGAGUCUUCCCCGAAGAAUUUUCCACGUCAACCUAAGCGAUCGCAUCCUGCUUCCCUCGUCCAGGGAAUCCCAAGCCAGCGUGCCCGAUAUAUCGGAUCCUCGCCACGUCGAUCGGCUUCUCCCGAUCCGUUUGAUUCAAGAUCGUCAUCGUCGGAAUCAUCUGAGGACAGCGAUCCAAAGGACUCGUCUUCCGAUGAGACCGAUGAUUCCUUGUUGGCGGCGUUGUCGUCAUCUCGUUCGACUGCCCGUCGUAGAAACACGUCGUCCCCUAAGAAACCAUCGUCUACUCCGACCCCUCCACCGGUGAAUGUCGAUUCCUCCAGUCCGGAACAUGAACCUCAAUAA
Molecule: messenger RNA, 615 nt
Organism: Peronospora matthiolae
Lineage: Eukaryota; Oomycota; Peronosporomycetes; Peronosporales; Peronosporaceae
Source: the annotation of a GenBank genome assembly